Messenger RNA from Rotaria sp. Silwood2, 1977 nucleotides. The record is from the annotation of a GenBank genome assembly. NCBI's taxonomy places the organism in Eukaryota, Metazoa, Rotifera, Eurotatoria, Philodinida, Philodinidae.
AUGUUUCGUGUAUGUGCUCGUCGUAGUUCAACUUAUGCACAAGUUUAUCGAUCAAGUAUCGAUCAUCCAGAACAAUUUUGGAGUGAACAAGCACAAAAAAUCUUUUGGUUUAAAAGAUGGCAUAAAGUUUAUGAUGAAAAUAAUCUUAUUAGACCUCAUUGGUUUCAAGAAGGACACCUUAAUAUGACAUAUAAUUGUCUUGAUCGACAUAUUCCAAAACAUGGUCAUCAAACAGCUAUUAUACAUGAUUCUGCUAUGACUGGAAAAGUAGCUCAUGUAACAUACAAAGAACUUUUGAAAGAAGUCAAAACAUUGGCAAAUGUUUUAAGUAAAAAAUAUAAUGUUAAAAAAGGUGAUGUUGUAUUAAUUUAUAUGCCAAUGAUACCUGAAGCUAUUGUUGCAAUGUUAGCUUGUGCUCGUAUUGGUGCUAUACAUAAUCUUGUAUUUGGUGGAUUUAGUGCUAAUGAAUUAGCAGUUAGAAUUAAACAUUCUGAACCUAAACUUCUUAUUUCUGCUAAUGUUGGUUUUGAACCUCAACGAACAAUUAAUUAUAAAACAAUUGUUGAUGAAGCUAUUAAAAAGAGUGGCAUUACUGAUGAUACAUUAAAAUGUAUUAUAUUCAAUCGAUCAGAAGAAAAGCCAGCAGAUUUAACUUCUGGAAGAGAUCGAGAUUGGAAAGAUGUUAUGGAUAGUGCACGUGAUUAUAGUGAUUGUGAACCUGUUGAAUCCAAUCAUCCUCUUUAUUUACUUUAUACAUCAGGUACAACAGGUACACCAAAAGCUAUUGUUCGUCCAACUGGUGGUUAUGCUGUAGCAUUACAAUGGACAAUGAAACAUUUAUAUAAUGUUCAUCCUGGAGAAGUUUGGUGGUCUGCUGCUGAUCUUGGAUGGGUUGUUGGUCACUCUUAUGGAUGUUAUGGUCCAUUACUAAAUGGAUCAACAACUAUUAUAUAUGAAGGAAAACCUAUUGGUACACCAGACGCGUCAGCAUUUUUCCGAAUUCUUCAUGAUCAUAAAGCUGUUAGUACAUUUUGGUCUCCAACUGCACUAAGAAUAAUUCGUCAAAAUGAUCCUGACAAUAAACAUGCAACUAAAUAUCGAUUGAAACAUUUUCGAGCUCUAUUUCUUGCCGGUGAACAUUGUGAUAGAGACACAUUAUUAUGGGCAAGAGAAAUAUUUGCUGAAAAACCAGUUAUUGAUCAUUAUUGGCAAACAGAAACAGGAACACCUAUUACAGCUGUCUGCUUAGGCCUUGAAAGACAUCCAAAUCUUGGUCCACCUGGUUGUGCAGGACGUCCAUGUCCUGGUUAUAAUUUACAUUUAUUUUCUUCCGAUCCAAAAUCAGUUGAAGAAGAAGAGUCUACACAUGAUGAAUUAGGUCGUAUUGUAGUUAGACUUCCAUUACCUCCAGGAAAUUUUUCAACAUUAUGGAAAAAUGAUGAACUUUUUCAUGAACUUUAUUUUACAAGAUAUCCAGGUUAUUAUGAUACAAUGGAUGUUGGUAUACGAACAGAAGAUGGAUUCAUUGAAACAUCAUCCCGUGCUGAUGAUGUUCUUAAUGUUGCUGGACAUCGUUUAUCAAGUGGACAUAUUGAACAAGCUAUUAUUGAAAGUGGAAAAGUAUCUGAAUGUGCUGUUAUCGGUUUGAAAGAUGAUAUUAAAGGUCAACAACCAUUUGCUUUUGUUGUAUUAAAUAAAAACGAUGAAAAAGCUGAUCCUACAGAAAUUGAAAACGCUAUUAUAACAACUGUUCGACAAGAAAUAGGUCCUGUAGCAGCAUUUAAAAAAUUUAUUUGUGUUAAACGUUUACCAAAAACACGUUCAGGAAAAAUUGCACGAAACACUUUAACUGCUUUACUUAAUGGAAAAGCAUUUCGUAUUCCAAGUACAAUUGAAGAUGCAACUGUUUAUGAUGAUUUACGUAAAGAACUUACACAACUUGGUUAUAAAAAUCUCGGUGAAUCAAGUCAAAUGUAA